AUGACUUCCUCAGCUGUAACUAUAGAAAGAGCCAACACCGGCCACUCGGUAUCUGGGCUGCAGCGCCGGACAAUGCGGGCGCGCGCAGAGGGCGCCAGGGACCCGCCAUCCCGCUGCCCUGCGCUGGGGGCACAGUGGGCCGGCGCGGGGACAGGCGGGCGGCACGCCGGUGGGCGCGGGACGGCGGCGGGGACCCCCGCGGCGCUCCCGGCCUCACCUGCGCGGCCGCCCACCGCCCGCGGUCCGCGAGAACAAAGGCGGGGGCGCCAGCCGGCCGCGCGCUCCAAGAUGGAGGGCGCCGGGGGCUCCGGCCGCCGCUGGGCCCGCCUCGCCCCGGCCCGCCCCGCGCGGGCGCUUCCGCCGCCUCACCUGCCGCGCCUAGGCCACCCGAACAGCGAGCGGACGUGCCCCGAGCCUCCGAAGAGGGCCCGGCGCCCGAGACGAAGGAGGGGCCCCCGGACCUCGAGCCCCCGCCCCCGCCCGCCCUCUGGCCCCGCGGGUCGCGCCCCUCACCCCGAGCGCGCGCCCCCCACUCCGCCCCCCAGGCCUCCGCGCGCCCCAAGCGUGAGCUCCGGCCCCGGCGCCCAGUACACUGCGCUCGGCUGGCAGCGCGAGGCCCUGAGCGCGCUCCAAGCCUCGGGGCGACUUGGGGAUCCCCGGGCGCGCGCCCCCGACCCCCGCGCCUCUCCCCGCCCCUCCCACCGCCGGCGGCCGCGGGGGUCCCGGACGGCGCGCCUCUCCUCCCACUCCGCCUCCCACCCUCCGGGCAACUCGCGGGAACCCGAGCGCUCGCCCCGCCCCCUGCCCCCUGCCCCCUGCCCCCAGAGCGGCGCAAUUACAGCGCAAGUUUGCCAGUGGCCGGCGGCGGCGGGGCGCCGGGAGCCUCCCUCGCCCUCGGCCGGCCGGGGCUCCCCCGAGUGCAUGGGCGCAGGUCGGGCGGCCCUGGGGGCCUGA
Molecule: messenger RNA, 954 nt
Organism: Delphinapterus leucas (beluga whale)
Lineage: Eukaryota; Metazoa; Chordata; Mammalia; Artiodactyla; Monodontidae
Source: RefSeq, a predicted model, not a curated record